AUGGCGCGGCUCGUCGCGCAGGACCCGGUGUUUUCCCGCACGGACGGCUCGCACCUGACGCGGCCGCAGGCGAUGAAACGGUCGCUGCAGAAGGCGGCGCACAUGAUCAAGCGCGUCAAGGAGCUCGAGCUCAACGAGGAGGAGCGCUACCUGUUCAAGCAAAUGGUCGAUGAUAUCAACUUCUCUGACCUGCACUCGUACAUGUUCAUCCCCGCUAUAGAGGGGCAGGGCACGGAUGAGCAGGGGCGCGAGUGGCUGCCCAAGGCGCGGGCGUUUGAGUGGAUUGGGUGCUAUGCGCAGACGGAGCUGGGGCACGGGAGCAACGUGCAGGGGCUUGAGACUACAGCCACUUAUGUGCCGGAAACGGAUGAGUGGGACGUGCACACGCCCACCAUCACUGCUACUAAGUGGUGGCCGGGAGGGCUGGGAAAGGCGUCCAACCACGCGGUGGUGUAUGCGAGGCUUAUCAGCAAGGGCAAGGACCACGGCGUGCACGCCUUUCUGGUGCCCAUUCGCAGUCUGAGCGACCACAAGCCGCUGCCGGGGGUGGCGGUGGGCGACAUAGGGCCCAAGUUUGGCAACAUGGGGUACAACACCAUGGACAACGGCUUCCUCGCCUUCUCUCACGUGCGCAUCCCGCGCACCAACAUGCUCAUGCGGUACGCUGGCGUGGACCGGUCAGGCGAGUACCAUCGCGGCAGUGCAGCGGCGAGGCAGCUGGCGUACGGUGCGAUAGUGUUUGUGCGGCGCAGCAUCGUGAUGGAGUCGGGGAUCGCCCUCGGCCGUGCCGUCACCAUCGCUGCACGCUACUCGUGCGUGCGCCGCCAGUUUGGAUCAAGCGAAGGGGGGGCGGAGAGCAAGGUGAUGGAUUAUCAGACGCAGCAGAUGCGUCUUCUCCCUUUGAUCGCCUCCGCGUACGCGUUCCUGUUCGCGGGCAAGUGGAUGGCGGAGCUGUACAGCGAUGUGGUGGCACGCAUCAAGAGGGGCGACUACUCCACCCUGCCGGAAGUGCAUGCUGCUACGGCUGGACUGAAGGCGCUCACCACUGCUGCCACUGCGGAGGGCAUAGAGGAGUGUCGCAAGCUGUGCGGGGGCCACGGGUAUUCGCUCUUCUCCGCCCUGCCUCAGCUCUACGCUGCCUUUGUGCCCACAUGCACAUACGAGGGGGACAACACCGUGCUGCUGCUGCAGGUAGCGCGGUACCUGCUCAAGGCAGUGAGUCAGGCGUCAGAGGGCAAGAGGCCGGGGGGCACGGCAGCAUACCUGGGUGACGCCAACAACCUCACCGCCAAGUGCACUGCUGACACUGCCUCGGACUUCCUCCAGACGCCCACACAGUUGGCAGCACUGCAGGCAUGUGCUUUCCAUAAGGCUGUCGCUGCCGCCACCGCUGUUGCUGCAGCCCCUUCUCUUGAAAAAGGCUUCCUCGACAACAGUGUGGCUCUCACAUCAGCCUCCACUGCCCACUGCCGCCUCAUAUCUGCUGCCAAGUUUGUGGAGCGAGUGCAGGAGCUGAGGGACAAGGGCAGGACGAGCCAGGGUGUGCUGAACGCACUGCAGCUGCUGUGCGACCUGUACUGCCUGCACCUCGUAGACGCCUCUGCUGGCGACCUCGUGGCUGGAGAGUAUUUCAGCCCCGACCACCCUGCCCUCGUGCGACAGCAGCUGCUCGCUCUGCUGCCCCAGGUGCGACGAAUCGCAGUGCCAUUGGUGGACGCCUUUCAGUUCUCGGAUCAUUUCCUCAACUCCUCUCUGGGGCGCUUCAAUGGCGAUGUCUACACGGAUCUUGUCAGCCGGGCCACUGCAGAUCCAAUGAACAUCCCGGAUGUUAUCGAUGGCUAUGAGGAGUACCUCCGUCCGUUUAUCACACGCCGGGCUGCACGUCUGAUCCCUCUUUAUUCACUCGCGAAGCUAGCUGGUUUCGCCUGGCUCGUGCUACCCAACUACCAUGGCGCUGCGCUCAUCUAUGAUACGUUCGUCCAUCCGUUCCACGUCAAGGCUCUUGGUCGCGCACGCGUGCGCAAGCUCAAGGGGAAGCGCGAGCGGGAGGCUGAAGGUUCUCUGGAGGGGAGGACGGCUGCAGGGGUUUCUGAAGGGGUGUGGGCUGCAGGGGCGGGAAAUGGAGGGGGGAUGAGGGCGUGGGGACCGGAGGAGAAACGGGUGGUUGAGUCUUUGGAUGCGCCCACACGCCAGGCGAUGGCUGAGUUUGUGAACGACAAUGGGUUACCUGCUUUUGUCGCUCUUCUUGUGGAGGGGAACAAGCAAGCACGCAAGGGACGCUCGCCCGCAUUGGGCGAUGACCUUGAGACAAGGUUGCGCGAGAAGGCAGAUUUGCCCACGGAAGAGCGUACUAGCUCUGGAUCUAAGCCAUAUCCUGAUGUGGUUUCUGGGCUCUCGAAGCGAAGGGCAUACAACCCAAGCUCUGAAGACACGACUGUGGAGGGAGGAUCUGCUACAACAGAUGAGCAGAGGACAAAUGCUUCGUCUUGA
Molecule: messenger RNA, 2490 nt
Organism: Closterium sp. Naga37s-1
Lineage: Eukaryota; Viridiplantae; Streptophyta; Zygnematophyceae; Desmidiales; Closteriaceae
Source: the annotation of a GenBank genome assembly